GACAACAAAAUUCGUCUGCUCAACUUGUGUUGUUUAUUUAGGUCCAAGUGUCGGUAGCUUACUUGCUGAUUUCGAGGCUUUAGUCUUUAGUUACUGAGACCAUCCUGAGACUUUGAAACAUCCUUGGCCAAUGGAUUAAUUGUUGUUAUUCGUGUACCGAAUAUUUUUAUCUGUGAAAAUGAUGCAGUUGCCGCUGGCAAUCGCUCUUGUAUUUCUAUCGUUAGUUCAAGUCAGUUUUGCCGGAUUGGUCGAGUCAAACGAUGUUGACUCAUAUUUUGAUGUCGUGGUGGUGCCUUUCAAAGACACUAGUCAUAGUAACCCACAAACGAAUAAUAUAGAGUUGCAAAAAUCAAGUGUUCAAUACAAGGCUCACCACCAGAUUGGUUACACACCAGAUUGGACAAGUCUCGACAGCAGACCUUUACCCUCUUGGUAUGAUGAAGCUAAGUUUGGCAUAUUUGUUCAUUGGGGAGUCUUUUCUGUACCUGCCUAUGGAUCAGAAUGGUUUUGGUGGUAUUGGAAAGGGGCUAAAAAACCUGAAUAUGAAGAAUUCAUGAAAAGGAACUAUCCACCUGGUUUUAGUUAUGCUGAGUUUGCACCAAAAUUUACAGCAGAGUUUUAUGAUCCACUGGAAUGGGCUGAGAUAUUCAAAAAUUCUGGGGCAAGGUAUGUAGUCUUAACUAGUAAGCAUCAUGAAGGAUAUACACUUUGGCCUUCAAAAUAUUCCUGGAAUUGGAAUGCUAUGGAUGUGGGCCCCAAAAGAGACUUAGUUGGUGAUUUGGCGGAAGCAAUCCGAAAUUCUACGGAUUUAAAGUUUGGUCUUUACCAUUCUUUAUUCGAAUGGUUUCAUCCUCUUUACCAGCAGGAUGAAAAAAACAAUUUUACGACCCGGGAUUUUGUGGAACUAAAGACGCUGCCAGAGCUAUACGAAAUCGUUAAUAAAUACAAGCCGAGUAUAGUUUGGUCCGAUGGCGAUCAAGGAGCUAACGACGUUUACUGGAACUCUACCGAUUUUAUUGCUUGGCUUUACAAUGAUAGCCCAGUCCAAGAGGAAGUUGUUGUUAAUGAUAGGUGGGGAUCUGGCGUCGCCUGUCACCAUGGUGGCUUCUACACUUGUGAUGAUCGCUUCAAUCCAGGAAAGCUUUUGCCACACAAAUGGGAAAACUGUUUGACCAUUGAUAAGAACUCGUGGGGCUAUCGCCGCAACGCCCAUCUUUCUGAUUUUCUAUCUACGCACGAACUGAUCAAAGAGUUAGCUAGUACUGUGAGUUGCGGAGGAAACAUGCUUCUGAACGUUGGGCCCACGCACGAUGGGCUAAUUGCUCCAAUUUUUGAAGAGCGCCUUCGUCAGAUGGGUGAUUGGCUAAAGAUCAAUGGAGAAGCUAUAUACUCCACAGUGCCCUGGACGUAUCAGAAUGACACGUUUACUCCUGAUGUUUGGUAUACUUCGUCGAAGGAUGGUAAAACUGUGUACGCCAUUGUACUUUUUUGGCCUCAAUCGAAUGUGUUAAACCUUGGAGCGCCUGAAGUUAGUUCCCAUACGAACAUUACACUAAUUGGAUACGAUAAAGACGUUGAUAUUGACUGGGUCGUUUCACCGCCUGGUAUUCAAAUUACCUUGCCAGCAAAAUCGGAAGUUUCUAGUGAUUGGGCGUGGGUCGUACGAUUGGGUAACUUGGUAAAUUAAGUAUAUAUUUUUUACGGAUCAUUUUGUAUUCUUAAUCAAUAAAUAAGCGCAAUAAACAGCGAGCGAAGUA
Daphnia pulex (common water flea) is the source of this 1757-nucleotide messenger RNA. Its product is annotated as alpha-L-fucosidase-like. Gene Ontology annotation, cellular component: lysosome. Gene Ontology annotation, biological process: fucose metabolic process; glycoside catabolic process. Gene Ontology annotation, molecular function: alpha-L-fucosidase activity. The record is from RefSeq and is a predicted model, not a curated record. The coding region runs from base 179 to 1687 and encodes 502 amino acids. The transcript is spliced from 8 exons. Lineage: Eukaryota; Metazoa; Arthropoda; Branchiopoda; Diplostraca; Daphniidae.